Molecule: messenger RNA, 780 nt
Organism: Lolium rigidum
Lineage: Eukaryota; Viridiplantae; Streptophyta; Magnoliopsida; Poales; Poaceae
Product: protein MAIN-LIKE 1-like
Exons: 6
Coding region: 1-780 (259 amino acids)
Biological process (GO): meristem maintenance; meristem development
Source: RefSeq, a predicted model, not a curated record
AUGGUGUGGCUUCUGGAUGAAGAGUACGACAGGGAGCACCGGGCUGUUCAUAUGACGGAGAGGGGAACGGAUCUUCACCCUUUGAAGAUUCGUUACCAUGGCACACCGGAUAUACCUUAUGACGAGAGGUACACGGAGUUCAUCCGGCCUACCGGUCUUAUGCCGUUCAUAUCCCUUGUAAGCCGUGGGGGCCAAAAGGAGAGAGUUCCCGCCGGCGCGUCUUUCACUUGGAUCGAACUAACUUUGCACGAAUGCCCCAUAGAGGCCGACGAGGACACUCGGAGGACGUACGCCCGCGUGUACUUAUGGUACAUGAUUUCCGGGACUCUCUUUCCCGACGAUGGGGGUAAGCUGGCCCAUUGGUGUUGGCUGAAGGCGCUUACGGUGUUGGACGCCCGGUGGAGUUGGGGAACAGCGGCACUUGCCUACCUCUACCGGCAGUUGGACGAAGCUUGUCGCAGGACUGGGAGCAAGACGGGUAGCGGCGGUAUUGGUGGAUGCAUGCUCCUACUUUCCGUAUGGAGCUGGGACCGCCUAUCAGUUGGGCGUCCCAGUGGUACUCAACGAGACCCCACUUGGGCAUACCUUUGGGACAAUGUCUCGGAGAUGACGAGCGAUCCAAUGAUCAUGUACGGGCAGUACACUGCGGAGUUGGACACUCUUACCGCUGAGCGGCGGGAGGAGAUCCGUAAAACAGCCGAGGAGUGCGAGGUUGUGUGGGAGCAGAGCCACACAGAUGAAAAGCUCUGUGUUAGACCAAAGGAAAUGCAAGGUGCAUAG